UGUUGCGUGCAGCAUAACAGCACCAGAGUUUUCACUUGCAAAAUGCAUCCUUUUUCACCUUUGUGGCUUUGCAUCACAGCAGGUGGCGGUUGAAGCAUCACCGGCUGUAGCAAGUUCUUGACAGUUCUGUAGCAGAGUUAGUCGAAGUAUCACAGCCUGUAGCAAGUUCUUGACACUUUGAUAUGGAAGUACUUCCUCCUACCUUGUCAUCUGCUUGUGAGCAACCACUUCUGUACGAUGGCACAACCAGAUUGUACAUGUCGUACGUUUGCCCUUAUGCGCAACGGGCAUGGAUCACAAGGAAUUACAAGGGUUUGCAGGAGGAGAUCGAGCUAGUUCCCAUGGACAUGGCAGAUAAGCCUGCAUGGUACAAGAAGGUUUACCCCAAGAACCAGGUGCCAGCCUUGGAGCACAACAAGAAGAUCAUAGGAGAGAGCUUGGAUCUGAUCAGGUACAUAGAUACCAACUUCGACGGCCCUAAGCUGAUCACAAAUGAUCCUCAAAAGCAAAGGUUUGCAGAAGAACUGCUGGGAUAUUCAGAUGCUUUCAACAGGGCAAUGCUCGACGGACUGAGAUCCAAGGGGCCAGUGACUGCUGAAGCUGUUGCUGCACUGGACAAAAUAGACAGCUCCCUGUCGAAAUUUGAUUAUGGACCUUUCUUCCUAAGUCAAUUCAGUCUGGUGGACAUUGCAUAUGCACCAUUCAUUGACGGAUUUCAGAUAUUUUUUGCUGGCAUAAAGAAUUACGACAUCACAAAAGGAAGAGUUCAUAUACGGAAAUUUAUUGAGGAACUGAACAAGAUUGACGCAUAUAUGCAGACAAAGCAGGACCCUGAAGUGCUGCUUGCUCUCACAAAGAAGAAGUUUGGGGUAUGAAUUAACUUUUAUGCGGCCAUCUUGAUCUCAGAUACUACCUACAUGUGUUGUCGGUCAGUUGUGCUGGCUUGUAGCAAUAGCAGCGUUCUGUAGAUAUAAGGUUUUCACCUCGGUGUUCUGAUGAACAGAUGAAUAAUGAUGAAACGAAGGACCGAAUCUGAUAGUUUUCAGCUCACUUAAAUAUCUAUACAUAAGGAUGAUAGGAAUAAGCUGAGGUUGAUGCUAUCACUUAAAUGUCUGCUAUAUGAACACCAACUGAUAGUAUACUUGAGGAAGAUAAUCUUCUUGCUUCGUUUUCAAAAAUAAUAUCAUGGUGAAAAUUAGCAUUU
Panicum virgatum (switchgrass) is the source of this 1204-nucleotide messenger RNA. Its product is annotated as protein IN2-1 homolog B-like. The record is from RefSeq and is a predicted model, not a curated record. The coding region runs from base 183 to 875 and encodes 230 amino acids. The transcript is spliced from 9 exons. Gene Ontology annotation, molecular function: glutathione transferase activity. Lineage: Eukaryota; Viridiplantae; Streptophyta; Magnoliopsida; Poales; Poaceae.